Balearica regulorum gibbericeps (East African grey crowned-crane) is the source of this 1179-nucleotide messenger RNA. NCBI's taxonomy places the organism in Eukaryota, Metazoa, Chordata, Aves, Gruiformes, Gruidae. The record is from RefSeq and is a predicted model, not a curated record.
AUGACCCCGCAUGAUAGAGCAGAUGAGAGGUUUAGGACUCACACUUCCAAACAAUUUGCUGAAGAAGUCUUGAAAGCACACAAUGACUACAGGAAGAAACACGGAGUGCCCCCAUUAAAACUCUGCAAGAAGUUAAACAGAGGAGCCCAACAGUAUGCAGAAGAACUGGCUACCACGAGGGUCCUCAAACACAGCUCUGAGUCUGCUAACGGAAAAUGUGGAGAAAAUCUAGCAUGGGCAUCCUAUGAUCAACCAGGAAAGGAUGUGGCUGACCGAUGGUACAGCGAAAUAAAAAAUUACAGCUUUCAAAACCCAGGGUUUUCUUCUGGGACAGGCCAUUUCACAGCAAUGGUUUGGAAGAACACAAAAAAGAUGGGUGUCGGAAAAGCAUCUGCUAGUGAUGGCUCUACGUUUGUGGUGGCUAGAUAUGAUCCAGCUGGAAACGUAGUGAAUCCAGGCUAUUACGAAGAAAAUGUCCUUCCUCCAAGAAAAUAACUCUUUUUUUAGAGGUAGUCUUUUUGCUUAAUGACAAGUGAACUUGGAUUUGGACAUAACAGUGUUUGAAAUGAAGUAUGAUUUAAUGAAAUUUCCUGUUUGAUACUGCUGUUCACUUCUCAUUACGGAGGAAGCAAUUACAUGUUGCUUGAGUUGAUCUGCACACUAGGUCCCUGUUGUUUCUGAGGGGGCUUCAGUCUAUUUGAGGAUGAAGUAUAUGCAGCAUUUCUGAAGGGUAAAAUUUGUAAGGGUGGUUUUUUUUAAUAGUUUGCAUGAACUCGGUGUCAGCAUGUGAGUAAGCACAUGUCGGAUGUCUUUUUUUAAACAAGCAAAUUUAUAGCUUUCUGUAAACUGAAGAUACCAGCUUGUAAUUAUAUCACAUACUCCCAGUUUUCCAGUAUUUUUUCAUAACUGUAACUUCUUUGCUCUAUCUAUACCUCCUGCUACUGUGGGGCCUUCUCUCUGCAGAUGGAAUAUAUGCAAAACUUCCUGUAUGAAAGGUAUACAUGUAAAAUGUAGUGGCAUUCAGACCUAUGUGUUUUUAUUAACAUGAUCUCAUGGAACACUAAAACGUUGCUGGCAAAAUUGUAUCCAUCAAGUAAGCCAUAACUAAUGCAUGACCUGAAAGCUACUAAAAUUGUUUAAAUCCCAGCAUUACAUUUUAAGUGCCAAUAUUUAAAAUCU